Molecule: messenger RNA, 1299 nt
Organism: Lontra canadensis (Northern American river otter)
Lineage: Eukaryota; Metazoa; Chordata; Mammalia; Carnivora; Mustelidae
Gene: TPM3
Product: tropomyosin 3
Exons: 10
Coding region: 79-933 (284 amino acids)
Biological process (GO): muscle contraction; actin filament organization
Cellular component (GO): actin filament
Molecular function (GO): actin filament binding
Source: RefSeq, a predicted model, not a curated record
CAGCAGCCCCUCCUCUCUGCCCUCGGUCUCCAGUUCUCCAGUGCUCACAGGUCAGCUCACCAACAGCCACUGCUCACAAUGGAGGCCAUCAAGAAAAAGAUGCAGAUGUUGAAGCUGGACAAGGAGAAUGCUCUGGACCGGGCAGAACAAGCCGAGGCUGAGCAGAAGCAGGCGGAAGAGAGGAGUAAGCAGCUGGAGGACGAGCUGGCGGCCAUGCAGAAGAAGCUGAAAGGGACGGAGGACGAGCUGGACAAGUAUUCUGAAGCGCUGAAGGACGCCCAGGAGAAGCUGGAGCUGGCGGAGAAGAAGGCCGCUGACGCCGAGGCUGAGGUGGCCUCCUUGAACCGCAGGAUCCAGCUGGUUGAGGAGGAGCUGGACCGCGCCCAGGAGCGCCUGGCCACUGCCCUGCAAAAGCUGGAGGAAGCGGAGAAAGCUGCUGAUGAGAGUGAGAGAGGUAUGAAGGUUAUUGAGAACCGAGCCUUAAAGGAUGAAGAAAAGAUGGAACUCCAGGAAAUCCAACUCAAGGAGGCCAAGCACAUUGCAGAAGAGGCAGAUAGGAAGUAUGAAGAGGUGGCUCGGAAGUUGGUGAUCAUUGAGGGGGACUUGGAACGCACAGAGGAGCGAGCUGAGCUGGCAGAGUCUAAGUGUUCUGAGCUGGAGGAGGAGCUGAAGAAUGUCACCAACAACCUCAAGUCUCUUGAGGCUCAGGCGGAGAAGUACUCGCAAAAGGAGGACAAAUACGAGGAAGAGAUAAAGAUUCUCACAGAUAAACUCAAGGAGGCAGAGACCCGUGCUGAGUUUGCUGAGCGAUCGGUAGCGAAGCUGGAGAAGACAAUUGAUGAUUUGGAAGAUGAGCUCUAUGCCCAGAAACUGAAGUACAAGGCCAUUAGCGAGGAGCUGGACCACGCCCUCAAUGACAUGACCUCUAUAUAAGCUGAAAUGCACCAAAGAGGAGCAUCUGUGCACACAGAGGAUGCUGGACCAGACUCUGCUGGACCUGAACGAGAUGUAGACCCGCCAUCCCGCCCGCCGCUGCUCCUCCCUCUGCCCCGACUCCGCCUGAGGCCGGCCUGCCCGAAGCCGGCCUUGCAACUGAGGGCUGAUCUUUAACUGGAAGGCUGCUUUCUCCUCUUGCCGCCUCUCCCACCCCGUCCCCUGUGUCUUUUUCGCCAAACUGUCUCUGCCUCUCCCUAGAGAUUCCAGCUGGGCUUGAGGCUGAGCACCUUUGGGAACAAUGUUGAAGGGAAUGUGAGCACAAUGCAAAGUGUCUUUAAAAGCAUGUUGUGAUGUACACAUUUU